Ruditapes philippinarum (Manila clam) is the source of this 584-nucleotide messenger RNA. RefSeq lists its product as uncharacterized. Bases 28 to 351 code for a protein of 107 amino acids. The record is from RefSeq and is a predicted model, not a curated record. The transcript has 3 exons. Lineage: Eukaryota; Metazoa; Mollusca; Bivalvia; Venerida; Veneridae.
CAACUUCAGCGUGUAAAUACAACAUUGAUGGGAGAUUUAACAGGUGAUAACAGUAUUUCAUUUCGUCGUGUGGAAGCUCUCACAAGGUCUCAUACUCAAACAGACUUCAAACCUCAAUCACAGUUCCAGAUUCCUCCAGAAAAUCGAAGAGAUCUUGGUAUACCAUUGAAUAAAGAUCACAAAGACAGAGUUACAAGGAAGAUGAGCGGGUCACCGGGAAAGUCGCACAAACUAGGCGGGUCUGCUGUAGGCCCACACCAGAGGAACAAGGAGCCGGACUCAAUGUUGUUACAACAGUCCUGGGGUAUAAACGGCUCACCAGAUCUUGGUGCACUACAGAAUGUCAGAUAAUCUAAGGAGUCUGAUCAACCAUUAGCCUGAUUGCACCUAUAUUGGUUCUCCGGUUAAUGCAGACCAGCCAUCACAUCUGUACAGUCUGACCAGGCUCUAUAGUACUAUUGGUAGCUCUGCUUUUGUAAUUUUAUAUUGAAAUCCGUUAAACUUUGAAUGGACUGUUCCAAAUUUUAAGCAGGGCAAAUGCAUUUUAAAUAUUCAGGAUAAUGGUAAACAAGAUAGUGACAUAA